Messenger RNA from Pocillopora damicornis (cauliflower coral), 2142 nucleotides. RefSeq names its product microprocessor complex subunit DGCR8. The record is from RefSeq and is a predicted model, not a curated record. NCBI's taxonomy places the organism in Eukaryota, Metazoa, Cnidaria, Anthozoa, Scleractinia, Pocilloporidae. Gene Ontology annotation, molecular function: identical protein binding; heme binding; primary miRNA binding. Gene Ontology annotation, biological process: primary miRNA processing. Gene Ontology annotation, cellular component: microprocessor complex.
CUUUUGAGAUAGUAAACGAACAGAUUAGACUACCAUUUUUUCCCUUUCGGUUUUGCAAGAAGUAAUGUUUAAUGGGUCUUUUUAUGGAAUUAAGGUUUUAACGUCCAAUUUUAAUGCCUGGCUUUUGAAUCGAAGGUCGCGUGACAUGCAAUGAACGGUAUAAAGUCACACGAAUCUAAUUUCGAAUUGAUUUGCAACUUACGCGUCAGACGCAGUCAUGUCAGUUGACAAUGGGAUGAAUCAGCUGGCAGAUGUUGUCAAAGCACCAACGGCGUUAACUGUCAGCGAAAAUAGUAAAUGGAGAACUGAAAUUGAAGAAAUGGAAAAUAACUCGGAAAAUGUCUCCUCCAUAGCUGGUAUGAAUAUAACGACUUAUUCUGAGGAGGAAUCGCUUAAAGAGAUGCCGCAUCAGACAGAGAGAGUACCGCUCAAGAGAAAUUCUGAUGAAGACUACGUGGAUAAUAAACGACGAAGAACAGAAGGAGAUCAAGCUGCUAUGACUCGGUCAAAUGACAGGGAAAACGUUAACAGUACAACUGGAGAUGAAAAACAAGAAGGAGAAAAUCAAACAGAUGAACAAGAACGAAAAGUUAUUAUCAUGAAGGGAAGUCUGCCAAAGCUGGCAUUGCCAGAGGGUUGGAUAGCACUUAAUCAUCGCAGUGGAGGAAUUGUUUAUCUCCAUAAGCCAUCAAGAGUGUGCACUUGGUCUCGUCCUUAUCAUAUUGGCGGAGGAAGUGUUAGGAAACAUGAUGUACCAUUGGCUGCUAUUCCAUGCCUCCACCAGAAAAAGGGAUUUUUAAUAGAACAAAAGAAUGCUGAAGAAACAAAGUCAGAGAACGGUAUCUCCAAGUUAACAAACCCGGCAGGUUCAGUCUUAAAUGCACUGAACACUCAGGAUGUUGAAAAAUGUUAUGCGAAUGACAAGGAUAACAUCACACAACACCCACAAAUUACAGAGAAUGCUCAUGAUUAUAGUGAACAAGUUUCCUCAGUAAAAAAUAUCUCUGAAGAACAACAAGAGUCUACUGACAGCUGCAAGAAGACUCCAACAAGUUUGGAGUUAUUAGAGGUUGGAGAACUAGGAAGAUACUUGUCAAAUUUAUGGGAGUUUCAUACCCUAACAUCUGAACAAGAACGGUACGCUGUAAUGCCCCUACCACACACUGUCGAUGAUCUUGAAUUACCUUCAAGUCUGGAGUGUGUAUCGUAUCCAGUAAAAGGCUCAGAGAAUGGGAAGAGCUCUGGUAAAGAUUAUCUGUUAAAUGCUGGUGGUAAAACACCUGUGGCUUUAUUACAUGAGUACUGUCAGCGAUUUUUGAAGUCCAAACCAGUUUAUCUUGCCAGUGAAUGUGCUAGUUCAGAUAGUCCCUUUGUGGCAGAGGUACAAAUAGAUGGCAUCAAACAUGGCUCUGGGGCUGGUUCCAGCAAGAAAAUAGCUCGCCAAAUUGCUGCUGAAUCUACUCUUGAAGUUCUGUUGCCAGGAACGUUUAAGAAAAUUCGUGAUUAUCAGAUCUCUGAUGCCGAGCUAGAGUUUUUUGACAAAGUAGACAUCUUGAACCCUCGGCUUUACGAGUUUUGUUCGAAAACCUCUCUCCCCAGUCCCUCACAAGUCCUUGAGGAAUGUGUAAGGAGAAAUCAGGGUAUUUGUUCUUCCAUUGAGUUUUCAACCUUCUGCGAACAGGACAAAAGUCUCGUAUUUAUUAUAACGUGUGGCAAGCAUACAGCAAAGGUUCCUUGUAAAAACAAACGAAUUGGCAAGCAGUUAGCGUCUCAGCAUAUCCUCAAAAGCCUACAUCCUCAUCUCGAAAAAUGGGGAGCACUUAUGCGGAUCUACUGCGACAGACCUACAGGGUCAAUAAAAAAGUACAAAAAAGAUGAUAAUGAUACAGCCAAUGAGAAGGCAGGAAGCGACUCUUCUGCAAAUACUAAUUUACUUGAGCGUCUCAAAAGCGAGAUGAGAAAACUUAGUUCUGAGAAUGAAAAAGGAAAGACGGACUCUCUAAACAAACCAGCAGAUCCAGUGUUUACUGUGACUCUCUAAAGAUGGUUGAAUUCAGUCAAAAUAAGACUAUUAUUAUGAAGUAUCAAUUAAUUAAAACAAUUUUUCCGCUGAACAUGCAUAGCAUUUAAGAUAACCAGUCA